Seminavis robusta is the source of this 1167-nucleotide messenger RNA. Lineage: Eukaryota; Bacillariophyta; Bacillariophyceae; Naviculales; Naviculaceae. The record is from the annotation of a GenBank genome assembly.
AUGAAGUUCUUCGGUGCCUCCCUUUUGAUCGCUUCGGCCACUGCCUUCGCCCCUGCGGCUUUCAACCCCCGCGCUUCCACAGCCAUCAACGGCUUGGCUGAGGGUCAGACUCCUAUUGUUAUUGGAGUUGCUGCUGACUCUGGUUGCGGAAAAUCCACUUUCAUGCGCCGUCUGACUAACAUCUUCGGAGGAGAUGUUGUUGGACCACUUGGAGGUGGAUUCGGAAACGGAGGAUGGGAAACCAACACUCUUGUCUCUGACCUUACCACCGUUAUCUGCCUUGAUGACUACCAUCUCAACGACCGUGAAGGACGCAAGGUCACCAAGCGCACUGCUCUUGACCCCGAGGAAAACAACUUCGACCUCAUGUACGAACAGGUCAAGGCCCUCAAGGAAGGAAGCUCUGUUUCCAAGCCCAUCUACAACCACGUCAACGGAACUCUUGACACCCCUGAGACCAUUGAGCCCACUCCCAUCAUUAUCUUCGAGGGUCUUCACCCCAUGCACGACGCUCGUGUCCUUGACCUUCUUGACUUCUCCCUUUACCUUGAUAUCUCCCCUGAUGUCAAGCUUAACUGGAAGAUCCAGCGUGAUAUGGAAGAGCGUGGACACUCUCUGGAAUCCAUCAUGGCUUCCAUCGAGGCCCGCAAGCCCGACUUCGAUGCCUACAUUGACCCCCAGAAGGGAUUGGCGGAUAUGAUCAUUGAGGUUCUCCCCACUGCCCUUGACCCCGAAGACAAGAAGACCCUUCGUGUGCGAUGCAUCCAAAAGGAAGGUGUUUCCGACUUCGCCCCUUGCUACCUUUUCGAUGAGGGAUCCAAAAUCGAGUGGACUCCUGCCCCAGGAAAGCUUGCCUCCCCUGAACCAGGAAUGAAGCUUGCUUACUACCCUGAAUCCUACAUGGGAGCUGACUGCCAAGUUGUUGAGAUGGACGGAAACUUCGAUAACAUCCAAGAGCUUGUCUACGUCGAAUCUGCCUUGAGCAACACCAAGACCAAGUUCUACGGAGAAAUGACACAAGCCAUGCUUGCCCUUGCUGAGGCACCAGGAAGCAACAACGGAACUGGUCUUAUGCAAACACUUGCUGCCUUCGCUAUCCGAGACCUUUACGAAAAGAAGAGCGCUGUUGCCAAGGCUGCCCAGAAGGCCGCCGCUGCCUCCGCAUAA